AUGAAGACGGUGACGAUCGAUGCGCGUCGAGCGUCAGCGACGGUUUCGUCUCGGUCGAGGUUUUCGUCGCAGAGCGGGACGUCGGAGGAUGCGACGAGCGCGAGGGCGCUGCGAACGGUGUCUGUGACGGUGAUGACGGCGAUCGGGGCGUUUGGAUUGGUGCGCGCGAGCGAUUCGGAGAUGGCGGAGUCGUUUGAGUACGCGGCGUACGGAGCGGCGACGCCGGCGUUUCGAGCGCUCGAUCCCGAGCUGGCGCACGAUUUGGGGAUCGCGAUGCUGGAGCUCGGAUUGGGGCCGAGGCAGAGGACGCGCGAUUCUGAAUCUCUGACCGUUCGGGCGUUCGGGACGACGUUCGCGAACCCCAUAGGAUUGGCCGCGGGGUUUGACAAGGAUGCCCGCGCGUUCGAGGCGCUCAUGAAGAUGGGAUUCGGAUUCGUCGAGAUCGGAAGCGUGACGCCACAGCCACAGCCUGGGAAUCCCAAGCCGCGAGCAUUUCGCCUGAUCGAGCACGGAGCGGUGAUCAAUCGGUACGGUUUCAAUAGUAAGGGACACGAGAGUGCGAAGGGACGACUGGCGGCGUACAGAGCGCGUGAGGACGUCCCAGCGGGCGUCCUCGGGGUCAACCUGGGUAAGAAUAAGACGACGCCCGAGGCGAACGCAGCGGAUGAUUACGUCCUAGGUGUCGAUAAUAUCGGUGAGUACGGUGAUUACAUCGUCGUGAAUGUGUCGUCGCCAAACACUCCGGGCCUGAGAAAUCUGCAGGGACGCAAGCACCUGAGUGGGCUCUUGCGGAAAGUUUUGAGCGCGCGCGAUCGCAACCCGGCCACGGCGAAGAAACCCGUGCUGGUAAAGAUAGCCCCUGAUCUCACCGACGCCGAGAUCAAGGACGUGGCGAGCGUGGUGAAGAGCGAAAAGGUGGACGGCGUCAUCGUGAGUAACACGACCGUAGCGAGGCCAGAAGAGAUCAAAGCGCAUAAGCACGGGGACGAAGCCGGUGGGCUGAGCGGUAAACCCUUGAUGGAGUCAAGUACCAGAGUGCUGCACGAGUUAUAUAGACUCACUGGCGGAAAAAUUCCUCUCGUGGGAUGCGGUGGCGUCGCGAGCGGCGAGGACGCGUAUGCGAAGAUUCGCGCUGGGGCGACGCUUGUGCAGCUUUACACAGCUUUCGCGUUCGGAGGGCCUCCGCUGAUCCUGAAGAUCAAACGCGAACUCGAGGAAUGCCUGGCGCGCGAUGGUUUCAAAAGCGUAGAAGAAGCGAUCGGAGUGGCGCACCGCAAAAGAUGA
Molecule: messenger RNA, 1284 nt
Organism: Ostreococcus tauri
Lineage: Eukaryota; Viridiplantae; Chlorophyta; Mamiellophyceae; Mamiellales; Bathycoccaceae
Product: Dihydroorotate dehydrogenase, class 1/ 2
Exons: 1
Coding region: 1-1284 (427 amino acids)
Biological process (GO): 'de novo' pyrimidine nucleobase biosynthetic process; pyrimidine ribonucleotide biosynthetic process
Cellular component (GO): mitochondrial inner membrane; cytoplasm
Molecular function (GO): dihydroorotate dehydrogenase activity
Source: RefSeq, a predicted model, not a curated record